Molecule: messenger RNA, 581 nt
Organism: Lolium rigidum
Lineage: Eukaryota; Viridiplantae; Streptophyta; Magnoliopsida; Poales; Poaceae
Product: putative gamma-glutamylcyclotransferase At3g02910
Exons: 1
Coding region: 1-576 (191 amino acids)
Molecular function (GO): gamma-glutamylaminecyclotransferase activity
Source: RefSeq, a predicted model, not a curated record
AUGGGCGCGCCGGGCGACGCACCGGCGGAGCACCCGCCGUCCCCGCCCCCGGCGGCGGCGGCGAAGAGGACGCUGGUCUUCACGUACGGCACGCUGAAGCGGGGCUUCUCGAACCACGCGCUGCUGCAGGACCUCUUCCUCACCGGCGACGCCGCCUUCGCGGGCGCCGCCGCCACCGCGUCCCCGCUCCCGCUCGUGUGCGGGCCCUACCGCGUCCCGUUCCUGCUCAACCUGCCGGGCUCCGCCGGCUGCCACCGGGUGAAGGGGGAGCUCUACUCCGUGACGGCCCGCGGGCUGGCGCGGCUGGACGAGCUCGAGGGCGUCUCCCGCGGCCACUACGAGCGCCUCCCCGUCGAGGUCGUGCCGGCGGCGGACGAGGGGGCGGCGGCGGUGGAGGGCGCGGUGGCGUACUACGCGCACCGCGGGUACGCGGCGGAGAUGUGGGCGCGCAGCGGGCGCAGGGGCCACGCCGAGUACUCGCCGGCCGUGGCGGCGGGCUACGUCCGCCGCGUCGACCGGCCCCAGGGCCAGACCUUCCUCGAGCAGAUCCGCGUCUUCGUCUCCUCCCAGUCCUAGAUCGA